AUGAAAAUUCCAAGUUCGGUUAUAUUUUCACUUUGUGUUAAAACAACUGAAGAUAUUGUCGGCCCUAUUAAGACGGAGUUUAAAUUGCAUAAAGUUGUUUGGGGGUUUAAUAUUGAAGUUCCUUGCACCGACGGAGAUCAAGUAAUGCAUAUGCCAAUGGAAAUAACAACAUCUGUACCUUCAGGAGAAUAUUCUGUUGAAAUCAAAUUAACAUCCUACACAGGUCAAAAAGGAUGUGUCAAAAUAACCAAGAUUAAAGUUGAAAAUUAA
Molecule: messenger RNA, 270 nt
Organism: Rotaria sp. Silwood1
Lineage: Eukaryota; Metazoa; Rotifera; Eurotatoria; Philodinida; Philodinidae
Source: the annotation of a GenBank genome assembly